Messenger RNA from Fusarium sp. VM40, 1872 nucleotides. The record is from the annotation of a GenBank genome assembly. NCBI's taxonomy places the organism in Eukaryota, Fungi, Ascomycota, Sordariomycetes, Hypocreales, Nectriaceae.
AUGCUUUUCAAUCCACUAUCAGCCGAGGCAGCACUGCUUCUUGCCCUUCCUCAACUUGCGUUUGCUGCUACCAAGAAAUUUGAUUUUGACAUCGGCUGGGUUAGAGCCAAUCCCGAUAAUGCCUUCGAGCGCCCGGUUAUUGGCAUCAAUGGGAAGUGGCCUAUCCCAACAAUCGAGGUCAAUAUUGGUGAUCGGGUCAUCAUCGACGCCCACAACAGUCUGGGUAAUCAAUCCACUUCACUGCAUUUCCACGGUCUCUUCAUGAAUGGCUCCACGCAAAUGGAUGGUCCCGCUGGUGUCAGUCAAUGCCCAAUUGCUCCAGGGACCACCUUUACAUAUAACUUCACUGUCGACCAACCUGGCACAUACUGGUACCAUUCGCAUACCUCUGCUCAAUAUCCAGAUGGUCUGCGGGCUCCCUUUAUCGUCCACGACAAAGACUUCCCAUACAAGAACAAGUACGAUGAAGAGGUCAUCUUCAGUCUCUCAGACUGGUAUCAUGACGAGAUGCAAACCCUCAUUCCCAAGUUCAUGGGAAAAUCCAAUCCUUCUGGUGCUGAGCCUGUGCCUAACAAUGCACUUAUGAACGAAACCAUGAAUUUCACCAUGUCUGUCAAACCCGAAACAACUUAUCUGUUCCGCGUUGUCAACAUAGGUGCGUUUGCGGGCCAGUACCUCUGGUUUGAGGGCCACAAGAUGCAAAUAGUCGAGGUUGAUGGUAUUUAUACCGAGGAGGCAGAGGCGGAAAUGAUCUAUCUCUCAGCUGCCCAGCGCGUCAGCUUUCUUCUCACGACUAAAAAGGAUAUUUCAAAGAACUUUCCGAUUGUUGCUAGUAUGGACACUACACUGUUUGAUGUGCUUCCCAAAGAUCUUAACUACAACUCCACUGGCUGGCUUGUCUACGAUAAGAAGGCUGACAAACCGGAAGCGGCUACUGUCGAGACUUUGGAACCAUUCGAUGACAUGAAUCUUGUCCCCUACGACAAGAUGAAGAUCCUUGGGAAACCUGAUAAGGAGGUUACUCUCGAUGUCAUGAUGAACAACCUCAGGGACGGAAGCAACUACGCCUUCUUCAACAACAUCACAUAUACUGCAGCCAAGGUUCCCACUCUCUACACAGCACUCAGUGCUGGCAAAGACGCCGAAGAUCCUACAGUGUACGGUACUUACACACACUCCAUGGUCCUCAAGAAGAACGAGAUUGUGCAAAUAGUUGUCAACAAUCUUGACUCUGGUCGUCAUCCUUUCCAUCUCCACGGCCACGCAUUCCAGGCAGUUUACCGUUCCGAGGAAGAAGCUGGUGUCUGGGCGGAUUCUAACGUCACUGAGACCGAUCUACCCAAAACUCCAAUGCGACGUGACACUCUGGUCAUCUAUCCUAACGGCAACAUGGUCAUGCGUUUCAAGGCCGACAACCCAGGUGUUUGGCUGUUCCAUUGCCACAUCGAAUGGCAUGUUGUCUCUGGUCUCAUUGCCACAUUUGUGGAAGACCCCCUUACCCUCCAAGAGACCAUUGAGAUCCCAAAGAACCAUCUAGAUGCCUGCGCUGCCGCCAAUAUACCUACCAAGGGUAAUGCUGCUGCUAAUACCGAAAACUUCCUUGACCUCACUGGGGAGAACAAACCUUCCAAACCUUUGCCUUCUGGCUUCACCCCUCGUGGCAUCGUUGCUCUCGUCUUCAGUUGCAUCUGCGGCAUUCUUGGCGUGAGUGUUGUGGCAUGGUACGGAUUCUCUGCGCCUGUCGAUUCAACCAGUGCUGGUGCCCUCAGCGCUGGACUUAUUGAGGACAAUGAUUCUGGAGAUGUACAUUCCGCACAAAAAGGUCCCCAAGAGACAGUUGUUUCCCCUUCAGGCGAUGCAAGGAGCCAUUGA